This is a messenger RNA of Limulus polyphemus (Atlantic horseshoe crab), 357 nucleotides long. Its product is annotated as paired box protein Pax-7-like. Gene Ontology annotation, biological process: regulation of transcription by RNA polymerase II. The record is from RefSeq and is a predicted model, not a curated record. The annotation marks the transcript as partial. Lineage: Eukaryota; Metazoa; Arthropoda; Merostomata; Xiphosura; Limulidae. Gene Ontology annotation, molecular function: DNA-binding transcription factor activity, RNA polymerase II-specific; RNA polymerase II transcription regulatory region sequence-specific DNA binding. The transcript has 2 exons.
AUGGCGGAUAUCAAGAUGACUUUAGGUGAGGGAAGAUGCUCUCAGGAACGGAAGAGUGAUGACUUCGCCGCUGUUUACAACUUGAGCAACAACUCGAUCCUAGAACUCACAGGACAACACAGUUUACUCAAAAAACUGAAGUUGGAAAACAACAUCGGAAACUUGGCCUUAACAGCGUCCUCCGUAUCAGGGACGAGCACGUGCUCCUUGACUCCAACCCGACGGAGACACCGAACGACGUUUACCCAGGAUCAGUUACAAGAACUAGAAGCGGCGUUCUCCAGAAGUCACUACCCAGACAUUUACUGCCGUGAAGAACUGGCUCGUAUCACGAAGUUGAACGAAGCAAGAAUACAG